Molecule: messenger RNA, 3688 nt
Organism: Raphanus sativus (radish)
Lineage: Eukaryota; Viridiplantae; Streptophyta; Magnoliopsida; Brassicales; Brassicaceae
Exons: 7
Coding region: 1-3450 (1149 amino acids)
Biological process (GO): DNA integration
Molecular function (GO): nucleic acid binding; zinc ion binding
Source: RefSeq, a predicted model, not a curated record
AUGGCAGACGAGGACGAUAGGAAUAAUGGAAUGAAUCCACUGUUACUUGAUGCUUUGACUGCACGCAUGACUACUUUGAUGGAUCAGAGACUAGAGCACUUCAGGGCUGAGGUUGUGCACUCAGAUCGUGAGAGACCUAGAAGGACUUCAAAUCGAUCUGCUACAGAAAGUUACUAUAGCCAUUCAAACCGAUCCAUUGGUACCAGAAGAAGGAGGCGUGACCAGGAAGAAAGGCCAAAAACCAGCGAUCCUCUUGGUGGUUUGAAACUGAAAAUUCCUGAGUUUAAAGACUACACUGCAGAGUAUAAAAUGAAACUUGCCCCUACUGAGUUCAAGGAGUAUGCUUUAAGUUGGUGGGAUAACUUGGUUACAGCAAGAAGAAGAGCUGGAGAUUUUCCUGUUGAAACCUGGAACCAGAUGAAGGUAAUCAUGAGGAAGAGAUUUGUACCGAGCCACUACCACAGAGAGUUGCACUUCAAGCUCAGAACACUGUCUCAAGGAAGUAGAUCAGUUGAGGAAUAUUAUAAGGAAAUGGAAACUCUUAUGCUGAGAGCUGAUAUACAAGAAGACAGAGAAGCAACAAUGGCCAGAUUCAUGGGUGGUCUAAACAGAGACAUCAUGGACAGACUUGAAGUUCAUCACUACGUUGAGAUGAAAGAGCUUCUGCACAAGGCGAUUAUGUUUGAACAGCAGUUGAAAAGAAGAAGUUACAAGUCUAGCUAUGGAGCCAGCAAACCACACUACCAGAAGGACGAAAAGACCAGAGAAUCCAGACCAUUCUCCAAGCCUAAAGUGGAGGAACAAAGUGUUAAAGGAAAGGAAGUAGCCACUGCAUCCAAAUCCAGAGACAUACAGUGCUACAAGUGUAAAGGAUAUGGACACUAUGCCAGUAGCUGCUCCAACAAAAGGGUAAUACUCAUCAGAGAAAAUGGUGACAUUGAAUCCGAGGAAGAGGUAUCUGAGUCUGAAGAAGAAAGGGUGGAAAUGCCAACUCGUGGAGAGUUACUUGUUACUAGAAGAACACUGAAUCUUCAAGCCAAGACCGAUGGAGAUGAGCAGAGAGAGAAUCUGUUUCACACUCGCUGUAUGGUUCACGGGAAGGUUUGCAGCUUGGUUAUAGAUGGAGGAAGUUGUACCAAUGUUGCAAGUGAAACCAUGGUGGAGAAACUUGGUCUGAAGGUCAUAAAAAGACCAACAACUUACAAGUUACAAUGGCUUAAUGACGAAGGAGAGCUAGAGGUAAAGCAUCAAGUUAAGGUACCAUUGUCUAUUGGGAAGUAUGAGGAAGAGAUACUGUGUGAUGUCUUACCAAUGGAUGCUGGACACAUAUUGCUUGGUAGACCUUGGCAAUCCGACAGAAAGGAAUUCAAAGAUGUUUUUCCAGAAGAAGCUCCACAAGGACUGCCACCUAUCAGAGGAAUAGAGCAUCAAAUCGAUUUUAUUCCAGGGGCUUCUCUACCGAACAAGCCAGCCUAUAGAACCAAUCCUCUGGAGACCAAAGAGCUACAGCAACAAGUCACUGAGCUUAUGGAGAAAGGUCAUAUUCGUGAGAGCAUGAGCCCAUGUGCAGUUCCAGUCUUACUUGUACCAAAGAAAGAUGGUAGCUGGAGAAUGUGUUUUGUUGUGAGUGCAGAUGGAAUCAAGGUUGAUGAAGAAAAGAUCAAAGCUAUCAAGGAAUGGCCAAGCCCAAAGACAGUUGGUGAAGUGAGAAGCUUCCAUGGUCUAGCCGGAUUUUACAGAAAAUUUGUCAAGGAUUUUAGUACUGUGGCUGCACCACUGACUGAAGUAAUCAAGAAAAACGUUGGGUUCAAGUGGGAACAAUUCCAAGAAGAAGCAUUCCAAGCCUUAAAAGAGAAACUCACCAAUUCACCAGUUCUUUCUCUCCCUGACUUUUCUAAAACAUUUGAAAUAGAAUGUGAUGCUUCUGGUAUUGGUGUAGGUGCUGUGCUUAUGCAGGAAAAGAAACCUAUAGCUUUCUUUAGUGAAAAGCUUGGAGGGGCUACUCUGAACUAUCCAACGUAUGACAAAGAGCUCUAUGCGCUUGUGAGGGCUUUGCAAACAUGGCAACACUAUCUCUGGCCUAAGGAGUUCGUCAUCCACACUGAUCAUGAGUCUCUAAAGCAUCUCAAGGGACAACAGAAACUGAACAAGAGACAUGCUAGAUGGAUUGAAUUCAUUGAAAACUUUCCUUAUGUGAUCAAAUACAAGAAAGGUAAGGAAAACAUAGUUGCUGAUGCACUAUCUCGAAGGUAUAAUGAUGGUUUUCUCUUCUUUGAAAAUAGACUAUGUGUGCCUAACUCUUCUUUGAGAGAUUUGUUUGUCAAGGAAGCUCACGCAGGUGGACUUGGAGGACAUUUUGGCGUGGCUAAGACACUGAACAUAAUGCAAGAUCACUUCUAUUGGCCACACAUGAGGAGAGAUGUAGAAAAAGCUUGUGAAAGGUGUGUCCCUUGCAAACAGGCUAAGUCCAAAGUCCAAAACCACGGUCUGUAUACUCCUUUACCCAUUCCUUUGCAUCCAUGGCAUGACAUUUCAAUGGAUUUUGUUGUUGGAUUACCUAGGACUAAGACUGGAAAGGAUUCUGUGUUUGUAGUCGUUGAUAGGUUUUCUAAAAUGGCUCAUUUUAUUCCAUGUCAUAAAACUGAUGAUGCUGUGAAUGUUGCUAAUAUGUUCUUUAAAGAAAUUGUUAGACUUCAUGGAAUGCCUAGGACAAUUGUUUCUGAUAGAGACACCAAGUUUCUUAGCUUCUUUUGGAAAACCUUGUGGUCUAAGUUAGGAACUAAGCUGUGUUUCUCUACUACUUGUCAUCCACAGUCUGAUGGACAAACUGAAGUUGUCAAUAGAACAUUGUCUACCUUGCUGCGUGCAUUGAUUAAAACGAACCUUAGGACUUGGGAAGAAUGUUUGCCUCAUGUAGAAUUUGCUUAUAAUCAUGCUAGGCAUUCUGCAUCUAAGUUCUCUCCAUUUGAAAUUGUCUAUGGUUUCAAUCCUUUAUCACCUUUGGAUCUAAUGCCUUUACCUUUGAUUUGGAUACAUCUGAGGAAGGACAGAUUUCCUAACGAAAGAAAAUCCAAACUCAUGCCUAGACUAGAUGGUCCUUUCAAAGUCAUCAGGAAGAUCAACAACAAUGCCUAUCAACUCGAUCUCCAAGAUGAAACGGAUUUGAGGUCAAAUCCUUCUCAAGUGGGAGAGGAUGAUGUGAUCUUGACAAGCAAUGGAACUAAAGAUAUGGAACAGCUUGAACCAGAGCUUAAGGAAGUUGAAGAAAGAACCAUGGAGCAGCUUGAACCUGAGGAAACAAAUGGCAAGGACUUAGAAGUACCAGUUGGUCCAAUGACUAGAUCCAAGCAAGCCAGAUUCAAUCAAGCUUUCCAUAAACUCUUAUACACUAUCCAGGGCAGUCUAGAGUGUGCUUAUCCAACUACUCUGGUUGUGAUUCAAGCCGUCUAAGACAUUCAUCAAGAGAGGUGUUGUGACUUGCACUCUUUUCCUUGGUUUGGUUUUGUCCCAUUGGGUUUUCCAAACAAGGUUUUUAAUGAGGCUUGGACACAACACUUAUACGAUAGCCUCUUGAUGAAACCAUGCCAUUUCUCUUAUUUUCUAGUCUAUUUUCGGAUUUAAAACUUGGUCUUUAUUUAUGUUUUCAAGGGAGCCUUUGUUUUAAGUAUUUUGUAUGUUUCCAAGAAGC